Colossoma macropomum (tambaqui) is the source of this 5856-nucleotide messenger RNA. RefSeq names its product oxysterol binding protein. The transcript has 17 exons. Gene Ontology annotation, molecular function: sterol binding. Bases 167 to 2494 code for a protein of 775 amino acids. Gene Ontology annotation, cellular component: cytosol; membrane; intracellular membrane-bounded organelle. NCBI's taxonomy places the organism in Eukaryota, Metazoa, Chordata, Actinopteri, Characiformes, Serrasalmidae. The record is from RefSeq and is a predicted model, not a curated record.
CCCCCCUCAGUCAGUUUACGGAAAGCAGUGACUAAUGGCUGAAGCCGGUGGGCUGUGUUAUCAGUAGUGCCAGUCGGACAGUCGCACUUCAUCCACUUCCUUCUUCUUCCAAGGGGGACUGACUGAUAGGCCCCUGUCAGACACUGUGAAGCCUCGGGCUGUCGUGAUGUCGGAGCCCAAGGCGCCCACUCCGACACCGGGGGACACGUACAAAGGCUGGCUCUUCAAGUGGACGAACUACAUCAAAGGAUACCAAAGACGAUGGUUCGUCUUGAGCAACGGUUUACUGUCUUACUACAGGACGCAGGCAGAGAUGGGCCACACGUGUCGGGGCACAAUAAACCUGGCAACGGCCAACAUCGCUGUGGAGGACUCGUGCAACUUUGUCAUCUCCAAUGGCGGUGCCCAGACAUACCACCUGAAGGCCAGCUCAGAGGUGGAGCGCCAGCGCUGGAUCACGGCUCUGGAACUAGCCAAGGCAAAGGCUGUGCGCAUGCAGGCUGAAUCAGAUGAUUCUGGGGACGAGUGCUCCACCUCCCCACCCUCGGGGGGACAGGGCAUAGGGGCACGAAACUCGGAGGUACAGUCCACUCUCCGCACCCUGGGCAGCAAGGUGGAGGACUUGAGCACCUGCAACGACCUCAUCGCUAAACAUGGUUCAGCACUUCAGAGGUCCUUGUCUGAGCUGGAGGGCGUUAAGCUGGGCGGGGACACGAGCGAUAAGAUUCGUCAGGUUACAGAAAGAGCCACGCUCUUCCGCAUCACCUCCAAUGCCAUGAUCAAUGCCUGCCGGGACUUCCUGGCCUUGGCACAGGCUCACAGCAAGCGCUGGCAGAAGGCUUUACAGGCCGAGAGAGAGCAAAGGGUUCGUUUGGAGGAGACACUGGAGCAGCUAGCCAAGCAGCACAACCACCUAGAGAGAGCUUUCAGAGGAGCCACUGUACUGCCUGCAUCCCAGAGCAACCCCACUGCAGACAGCAAAGGUUCAGGUCCUGGAAAAGGUGACGCCAGCGAUGAUGACGAGAAUGAGUUUUUCGACGCGUGCGAAGAUGUGCAAGAGUUUAUCACCAUUCCGGCUGACCCCAAAUACCACAGGAGGUCAGGCAGCAACGUCAGUGGAAUCAGCAGCGAGAUAGGAAUGGACGAUGGGACGACAUCGCUGGACGAGCAGUCUUUGGCAUCCAAUCCGGAGUCUCCUCAAUCACAGGAGGUGGAGCCUGUGAGGAAGAGACGAGCUAGAAUCCCAGACAAACCCAACUACUCGCUCAAUCUCUGGAGCAUCAUGAAGAACUGUAUUGGGAAAGAGCUCUCCAAAAUCCCAAUGCCUGUGAACUUCAACGAGCCCAUUUCUAUGCUGCAGCGUCUGUCGGAAGACCUGGAAUACUCAGAGCUACUCGAUCGUGCCGCUAAGUGCCAGAGCUCCUUGGAGCAGAUGUGCUACGUGGCCGCAUUCACUGUCUCCUCCUACUCUACCACGGUGCACCGCACAGGCAAGCCCUUCAACCCGCUGCUGGGAGAGACCUUUGAGCUGGACCGCCUACAGGAGAGCGGCUACAGGUCUCUCUGUGAACAGGUUAGUCAUCAUCCUCCAGCAGCAGCACAUCAUGUCAUCUCUGAGCGAGGCUGGACCCUGAGGCAGGAGAUCACUGUGGCCAGCAAGUUCAGGGGCAAAUACCUCUCCAUCAUGCCCCUCGGGACUAUUCAUUGUAUAUUUGAGAAGAGUAACAAUCACUAUACCUGGAAGAAAGUGACCACCACAGUGCAUAAUAUCAUCGUAGGCAAGCUGUGGAUAGACCAGUCUGGGGAGAUAGACGUGAUAAACCAUAGAACAGGUGAUCGCUGCCACCUUAAAUUUGCUCCAUACAGUUACUUCUCCAGAGAUGUGGCCAGAAAGGUGACUGGAGUGGUGACGGAUAAGGAUGGGAAGGCUCACUAUGUGCUGUCAGGAACAUGGGAUGAAAAGAUGGAGUGUUCGCGUGUGAUGCAGAGCAGCAGAGGAGGAGAAAAUGGCAUGGAGGGACGUCAGAAAACGGUCUACCAGACGCUCAAACCCCGUGAGCUGUGGAGGAAAACACCACUGCCGGAGGGUGCUGAGACCAUGUACUACUUCUCAUCCCUGGCAUUGACCCUGAAUGAGUCGGAGGAGGGUGUGGCACCCACAGACAGCCGGCGGCGGCCAGACCAGCGGCUAAUGGAGCAGGGAAUGUGGGACGAGGCCAAUGCUGAGAAGCAGCGACUGGAGGAGAAACAGCGCAGCGUGCGCAGGGAGAGAGAGAGGGAGGCUGCCCGACUGGCCAACACUGCUGAAGAGGCUGUCAUUGAGGACACCAUAACUGACUCGCCUCUAAAAAGUGUUCCCCAGGACAACUACAAGGCCUUGUGGUUCGAGCAUCGUGAGGACCCAGUGACUGGAGAGCCCACGCACAUCUAUAAAGGGGGAUAUUGGGAGACCAAGGAGCAAGGCCACUGGGACAUCUGCCCUGACAUCUUCUGAUCCAAAUAAUGCACAUCUCCAGCUGUGGAGAGGACUACCCAAAAGAAAAAAAAAAUGCAGCGAACUGCUCUCCUUUCCCUCAUCUGUCUUUGCCAGGGCAUACUGGACAUCCAUGACUCAUUUAUCCUGUAUUCAUGUCACUCAUAACUUCCAUAAUCUCUCUUUCUCCCUUAGUCAGCUGGUCAGUUAAUCAGUCGAUCUUUUUCUCUCUUUAAUUCCUUUUCCCUCUGUCAGUAGAUAGAAUAGUGGUGGGCACCACAACAGGAAUUUGAGACCAGAGAGAGGCGUUCAGGACUGGUCGUAGGCCUUCAUCCGUUUGUUUGCCUAGCCUAAUCCUCUGUUCUCAACAUCUGUUCUUGCCUUCCUCCCCUCCUCCUUCUACCAUUUUUUCCUCACAUAAGGGAAGGGAUGCACACAUGCUCUCAUUCUCUAGUUGGCAGAAAAGCAUCAAACCCUUUUACUCUGCAGUCCAGUGAGUGAGUGGUCCUGCUGCGCCUUCACUAAAAAGCCCCUGCACCCCACACGUCUUCCGUAGUGUGGAAAAAUGAAGGGGUUGAUGAGGUGUGUGGUUUGUUGUGUGCGAGAGAGUGCUAAAUAUGAUGUAGUGUUGAUUUGCGAUUGCAUAUGUAUGUGAAGAGAGUUGACAUUGGCUUGUGACUCUGGUCAUUACCCAUCUCUCUUGGCACUUAAGGUCGUAGGCACAGAACUGUGUUCAUGUCUUAGUUCCUCGCCAAUAUGGAGACACUGUUCGCCUGGCUCUUUGCCCCGCUUAGGGCUGCACAAUAUGGACAAAAUUCUAGUCUUGCAGUUGCUAUACAACUUGCAGUAUCUAAAGAACACAUGAAUACUCUGAUUCAUCAAAACACCCAGAGACAAAAAGAAAAUGUAUGAUUGGUGAGAAGGCUUAUUUGCAUAUUGCAGCUAGGGAUGUGUGCUCAAGUACUCAAGUUAACUGUUCGAGAGGUCAGUAUUUGAAUACUGAAAUCACAAUUCGGUAUUUAUUGGUUUCGUCACGAGAACACGGAGAAUAUAUACAGGCCAACAGCUCUUCUGUUUUAUGUCUAAACAGGGCUAUAAAAUGUUCUGCUCACAUUUGUGACUUUGUUUAUUAUAUUACACUUUCCUACUCCUGAAGAACAACUUCCUUAACAUGAGCCUGUUGUUAAGGAUGAGUUUUAUUUCUUCCUUUUUUGCUGCUCCUACAUUUCUCCAGAUAUCUAUUCAUUAACAGAUCAAAAUUUGUCUAAAUGCACAUCCAUAACUGCAGCCCUCCGCAAUUUCAGUAUUGCAAAGGCCAGUAUCUGGAUAACGAUUUCAAAAAAUAUCAUCCAGGCGGUUCCCUGAUGAUGUUACUGUUGUUGUCCACAGUGAGCUGGUAAAGAAUGUUUAAAAAAGCAUCUGAAGUAGCCAGAAGAGGAUGUGACAAGAAGCCUGUGGGGGGAGGAUAGUCUGGAGUUUAAAUGUGUGGAUGAUUUCCGCACUUGCAUAAUGUAAUUGCCAGACAUUACUUAGUGCAAAACUAGGGCCUGCAUGCAUAAUAGCACCACAGGAACAAAAUACUGUACUGCAGUUAUGUAGACAUAUAUUGUAAUUUCAAAUUUCCUUGCAGUGUAUUAAAAAAACACUGCAGAUUGGCGUGCAUAAUGACAGUACUGCAAAAUUCUGAGACCACUCUUUGUUUGAACAACCAUUAAGUACUAACUAUUCCUUUUUUUUCAGCAUCACAAGUGUUCACUCUUUGCCUUUAUUACAGCUUCUAUUCUUUUCAGGAGACUUGCUUUCAAUUUUUUUAAAAGAAUCUGCAGUAAUGUUUUUACACCCCACCAAAGUUCAAUCUUAGAAGUUGGUUUAGCAUUUUCUGCUUCUCAGAAUUGAUUUUCCUUUUCUCAGUAAAGGCUUCUUGACAGCUACACAUUCUCUCAGACCCGUAGCAUUGAGUAGUCUUCUCACAGUGGAAGGAUGAGCAGUAACAUUUUCUCAAAUCUGAACCAAUAGUGGAGCUUGAUUUCUUAUGGAAACUGUGAUUGGUCAAGAUGCUCACAGCACACAAUAAGAACAUUUAGAGAGAUUGCUUAGAGGCUCAUUUGCAUAGCGCACUUUUGACAUGCCAGCGUUGUAAAGGCCAAUAUUGCAGUAAUGCUUAACUAAUUAUAUAUUGUGCAGCCCUAAUGUGUACACAGUUACACAAAUAAUCAUGUCUGCAACUAUAUCGCACUCCCUUCACUUCCCUAAAACACUAUUGAACAGCACCUCCUCCAGCUGAACGCUGGCUCAUUUCUUGCAGGCCUAGAGAUAAAGAUUUGGACAACGCCUGCAAAUCAAAAGGGUGUUUGAGUGUGUGAUUGUAAGAGGCCGUGUAAGGUCAAGAGGAGGCUUUCAAUAACAGUUUGUAUGGGGUGUGUGUGUGUGUGUGUGUGUGUGUGUGUGGUGUUUGUGUUCACGAGUGACAUUUGAGGGGUUUAUUGUAUAUUCUAUUUGGGAGGGAAAAAACAUUUUAUUUUCAAGUGUACUUAUGACAGAUGAAAAAACAUUCAAAACGUAAUAAAACCAACACAAAACAAAGCAGAAACACUGCAAAUAUUUGUGUAUAUAUCAAAUAAUGAAGGAAUAUUAGUAAUAUUAAUAACAGCGAUCAUUCUGGAGAGACUUCCAUUAAGCAGCACUCAAUAAUGAUGGUAAUUCUGACGUUCUUUUGAGGGGUAGCGUGAUUAGUUGUAUUUUUGAUUUCAUGAUGUUUAAAGGGGAAACUGUCAAUGCGUUUUGUCAUUUAGUUGAAGUUGUUUGCUUUCCCCAUAUCAAAAUGAAUGGAAAAAUAUAAGUUGUUUUUUGUCCUAACAAGGACAAGGACAUGUAUUAAUGUUUGUUUGUUUGUUUGUUUUUUGUAAUGUAUCUUCGGACUUAUCCCUUUCCGUUAAUUUGUAUAGCAGUAAAAUGGCAUGUAAUUUUACUGUUCUGUUUUUAAUUUGUGUAUAACAUCAUUCUUUGCUAUUUUUUUUUUUGUUUCAUUAUCUCUCACUUCUAAUGUUCUUGUUGAUUUUGUUUUUUUUUCCUCCACCUUUUUUUUUCUUUUCUUUUUCUCUCUCUCGGUGUCUAUUGGCACAGAACGGACUGAGUGUAGUAACGCUGCAGGAUGAUGUAAUAAAAUUGGAUUGGAAAAAAAAGAGUAUGACUCUUCUGUGAUUGGCUGUGUUUUGUUGUUUUGGCAUCUGUGUAAAUCUAUUAGCUCAUUUGUGGUGUAAUGGGAAGUAUUUGGUCAUGACGGUUGUGUGAAGCAACUGCUGUCUAAAAUUCACUUUUUCUUAAGAGGUUAAGCAGAAUGAUCGUCAUGUUUGUAAAAAAUAAAUCCCCCUCCCAAAAAUAAA